Messenger RNA from Engraulis encrasicolus (European anchovy), 2750 nucleotides. RefSeq names its product zinc finger protein 260. The transcript is spliced from 8 exons. Lineage: Eukaryota; Metazoa; Chordata; Actinopteri; Clupeiformes; Engraulidae. Gene Ontology annotation, cellular component: nucleoplasm. Bases 286 to 2280 code for a protein of 664 amino acids. The record is from RefSeq and is a predicted model, not a curated record. Gene Ontology annotation, biological process: regulation of transcription by RNA polymerase II. Gene Ontology annotation, molecular function: DNA-binding transcription repressor activity, RNA polymerase II-specific; RNA polymerase II cis-regulatory region sequence-specific DNA binding.
UCAACAAGGAUGUUGUGGACUAGCCGUUGUAGAAGUUAUCUUUUCGCUGUGUUGUGGGACAAAAGUAACAUUCUAUCAAGGCUUAUUCAUGCCACGAGUACAAAAUAGACUAGAUGAACGUUUACUUUGCAGCAGCAAUACAGUGCACUCUCGAUGCAAUGAAUGAGCAUGUCUGUGAGCUAAUUUUCUCUCCACCACAUAGAACUAGCAUGGCAGAUCUUGAGUGCCUUUAGUUACUGUACUUUCAUCGAUAUGUGGUAAUGAGUGACGUCUUACACUAUUGGAAUGAAUGGGCUCAAAGAUGUUUAUCAAGACAUUCGUCCAGUUACCCUGUGUCUGGCAGAGAGCAGGGUCACAUCCCGACUGUACUGCGGAUCGGCCAAGGGACUGGAGACAACUGUGGCCAACUUGGUGGAGGCAUUCCUAGUGGAAGUGUACCGCUGCAAAGUCUGCCAGUACACCAGCAGCAUUAGAGGCAACAUCAGCGCACAUGUAGCACAUGACCACGACACCCUCGCAUGUCUAGAUAAAGAUGACGGGGAAAGCUCGGAUGUUGUCUUGGACGCCAAAGAGAGCGAAGAGGACCUGAGCCAAAAUGAUGCCUCCUAUGACUUGGAUGGCGAGCUGCACUCCAAAGACGGCGAAGACCACAUGGAUCAUAUGGGACUGGAACGCAUGUCCUUCCUGCUUCCCAUGUAUGGCAUGCUGCAGAACAUGAGCCCGCGCUCUGUUGACAUAGGCCUCAGCUCGAACUCCGAGGGCAGUCUGCACGCAGUGGAGACCUGUGAGGUGAGUACCUUGUUUGCAGAGAAUGAUGUCCGGGAGGAUAGCGAAGAAGAGGAGUCUGUGUUCCAGCUCCGUGACGCCAGCGCGGAUUUGCCAACCUCCCUGACCUGUCGAAUGGACUCCGAUGUUGACGAGGAGGAGAUGGCACAGUCGGCACACCUCAUGACCCUGGGCCUCUGCCGCAUCUCCAGCAACAAGGUCCCCCAGCAGCAAGCCAGCGUCGCCACCAAGAGGAGGAAGCCUGCCGCAGGCACACAGUGUCCUCCUGGGGACCUCCUAGACGACAAGCCGCCGUCCACCUUGUCCGCCCCCGAUGCGCUGCAACAACUCGAGGAGGACGGAGGGCUUUCGUGCGUUCUCUGCCAGGCGGUGGUGCCAAACUGGAGUCUGCUGGAGGUGCACCUGAAGUGUCACAACGGGCCUCACGACUUCAAGUGCCCGCGCUGCGGCGCGGAGGCCCAGGACUGGGCGGACAUGGAGAGGCACUGGCGUGGCCACAGCAAGAGGAGAGGCACCAAGCCGCACAAGUACUCCGCCAUCCGUAAAAUGUACCUGAACGAGGAUGCGCAGCACGCGCCCAAGCAGAGGCACAAGCGGCGGAGGAAAGGUCACACACAGGGUCAGAUGAUGCUGCCGUGCCCCUCCUGCCAGGAGUGGUGUCACUCCGAGACGGAGCUGGACCUGCACAAGCGCUGCCAUCACCAGGGAGGGCUCAAAUGCCCACACUGUGCUUUCACUGAUAAGUCUUGGAAGAAGGUUUACAGGCAUGUUCAGACAAAACACAAGACUCUGUGUAAAAAGAAGAAAAGUCACAAGGAGCUGCACAAUGGUUUAGAGAACUCACCAAAACCAAAGGCAUUUGAGCCAAACACAUGGUACCAGUCAGUGAAGAAAAGGGCGAAACAGACAACCGCUGAGAAGGAGAGACAAAACCAGACCAACGGACACUCGCACAAGGACCCCGGUAGUCUCAAGAAGAGAACAGUGGGGAGAAAGGAGUUCUGCUGUACUCUCUGUGACAGGACGUUCUCCACGAAGAUGACCAUGCGUCGCCACAUGGGCAUCCACGAGGGAGACAAACCCUUCGAGUGUCCGCAGUGUGACUACAGCACCCGACUCAAAGCCUCCCUGAAACAGCACCUCCGGGUGCACACAGGUGAAAAGCCAUUCAAAUGCACCCAGUGUCCGUAUGCCUCCAUUGACCGGAGCUCCCUACUCCGGCACUCUCGCACUCACACACUGGAGAGGCCGUAUUGCUGCCAGUACUGCUCAUACAGCAGCAUCCAGAAGAAGAGCUUGGACCUGCACCUGCGGCGACACCACACGGGAGAGUCCUUCCCCUGUGACCUUUGCCCUUACGCCACGCCAGACCCACAGCUGCUGGUGCGCCACGUACGCAAGCACCACGGCUCAGACGGCUCACCCCUGGUGACCCAGAAGGCUGCCGCCACCCAUCCCGCGGCCGGCCACAAGACAGCAGGCGCUGCACACUGACUGAUCAAUCUCCAAUGACUGACCUCUUAACAACAUGGACUCACAGAGUUCUGUACAAUGAACAUAUCCCCUUUGGACACAAAAAUGCCAAAAUUCUGUGAUUUGGGGGGUCAUGGAAGUGAUUUCCGUGAUGUGCUCACGGAAGUGUUCCCAAAGCUCUAUGUUACCACAGUCUUGUUCCCAUGUUCCUCACUGUGAAAGUUUUUCACUGUGGAGACUGUACUAUGUAUACAUGUUGUAGGCAUCUGAGGAUGUAUUUCUAAUCAAUCAAUGAAUUUAUUUUUGUAUUUUUUUUUACCAAAGAUAAUGCAGAAACUUUUUUUUAUGACAUUAUGAUGAUGAUAGUGAUGGUGAUGAUAGAUCUGUUCAAAGGUCAUAAUCUGUUUCAGAUACAUUUAUCUGCAGACACAAAUAAACAUCAACAAGUCAAUACUAAUUAUAGUGUUGAUUAAAUGUGAUCCUAAAAUGAG